GUUAGCUCGGGCAUUAACUCUACUAAACGAUAAAUAUAUAUAUACAUAUAUAUAUUUUUUUAUAUAUUUAUUUUCUUACUAUCUCUCUUGGAUCAAAGCAUUGCUGCUCCGUUGCCGCUCCGCUAAGGUUGUGCAGAAGCCAGUUUAACAAACACACACACAAAAAAAAGAAAAGAAAAAAGAAAAGAAAAAGAAGAAGAAGAAGUCGUCAUCAUGGUGCUUAUGAUACUUCCAUUCAUCGGAGCCGUGUCGGUGUCUGAGAGUCUGUUAGCCAUGACCACGGUGUGUCUGGUCUACAUGGUCCUCAAGUUCUUCCACACCCAGAUCCCCGAGGGGCUCCGUCGGCUGCCCGGCCCCAAGCCCCUGCCCAUCAUCGGGAACGUGCUGGAGGUGGGCAGCCGGCCCUACCUCAGCCUCACCGAGAUGAGCAAACGCUACGGCCACGUCUUCCAGAUCCAGAUCGGCAUGCGGCCCGUGGUGGUGCUGAGCGGCGGAGAAGUGCUGCGCCAGGCCCUGGUCAAGCAAGGGGACGACUUCGCCGGCCGACCCGACCUGUACAGCUUCAGGCUCAUCAACGACGGCAAGAGCCUGGCCUUCAGCACGGACCAGGCCGGCGUGUGGCGAGCCCGCAGGAAGCUGGCCUACAGCGCGCUGCGCUCCUUCUCCACCCUGGAGGGCACGACCCCGGAGUACUCCUGCAUCCUGGAGGAGCACAUCUGCAAGGAGGGCAAGUACCUGAUCGAGCAGCUGGAGUCCGUCAUGGCCACAGACGGCAGCUUCGACCCCUUCCGACACAUCGUGGUCUCCGUGGCCAACGUCAUCUGCGGCAUGUGCUUCGGCCGGAGGUACAACCACGACCACCAGGAGCUGCUGAACCUGGUGAACCUCAGCGACGAGUUCGGCCAGGUGGUGGGCAGCGGCAACCCGGCCGACUUCAUCCCGGCUCUCCAGUUCCUCCCCAGCACCACCAUGAAGAAGUUCAUGAACAUCAACGUGCGCUUCAACACCUUCAUACAGAAGAUUGUCACCGAGCACUACGCCACCUAUGACAAGGACAACAUUCGUGACAUCACCGAUUCCCUCAUCGAUCACUGCGAGGACCGCAAGCUGGAUGAGAACUCCAACAUCCAGGUGUCAGACGAGAAGAUUGUGGGAAUUGUCAAUGACCUGUUUGGAGCUGGUUUUGACACCAUCUCCACUGCCCUGUCUUGGUCAGUGAUGUACUUGGUUGCGUACCCAGAGAUGCAGGAAAGGCUUUACCAAGAGCUGAAGGACCAAGUGGGUCUGGAUCGCAGUCCCCUUCUCUCCGACAAAUCCAACCUGCCCUUUCUGGAGGCCUUCAUCCUGGAGAUCCUUCGCCAUUCUUCAUUCCUGCCAUUCACCAUCCCUCACUGCACCACAAAAGACACGUCUCUCAAUGGCUACUUCAUUCCCAAAGACACCUGCGUCUUCAUCAAUCAGUGGCAGGUCAACCACGAUCCCGAGCUGUGGAAAGAUCCGUCCACGUUCAACCCGGACCGCUUCCUGAGCGCUGAUGGCACCGAGGUCAACAAGCUGGAGGGUGAGAAGGUGAUGGCUUUCGGCAUGGGGAAGCGGCGCUGCAUCGGCGAGGUCAUCGCAAGAAACGAGGUAUACCUCUUCUUGGCGAUCAUCGUCCAGAAGCUGCACUUCCACCGGUUGCCAGGAGAGCCGCUGGACAUGACCCCGAAUACGGCCUCACGAUGAAGCACAAGCGCUGCCACCUGAGAGCAACGAUGCGAGCCAGGAGUGAGCAGUGAAGCUAUUUACACUGUGUGUGACUCAAUAGCUGGUGUUACGUUGACU
Messenger RNA from Anoplopoma fimbria (sablefish), 1824 nucleotides. RefSeq names its product cytochrome P450 1A1 (gene cyp1a). The record is from RefSeq and is a predicted model, not a curated record. Bases 214 to 1725 code for a protein of 503 amino acids. Lineage: Eukaryota; Metazoa; Chordata; Actinopteri; Perciformes; Anoplopomatidae. Gene Ontology annotation, molecular function: steroid 17-alpha-monooxygenase activity; iron ion binding; heme binding. The transcript has 7 exons. Gene Ontology annotation, biological process: progesterone metabolic process; hormone biosynthetic process.